AAAAAAAAAAAAAAGAAAAAAAGAAAGAAAGAACGAAACAAAAACGAAACAAACAACAACAAAAGCAAUCCCAACUUCCAAAGUAACAAAAAAAAACCCCAACUAAAAAACAAACAAAAUUUAAAACAUUUGUGUUCUUCAUAAUACAUAAAUAAUAAUACACAGACACACACACACAUACAUACAUAUACACAUACACAUACAUACACACACACAUACACGCACCUAAGUACGUAUGUAUAAACGCACACAUGUACAUCUACACACACAUAUAUAUAUUUACACGCGUACGUAUCCAUACAUAGACGUACAUAUACAACUGCUACUACUACUACUACUACUACAACUGCUGCUACUACUACUACUACUACUACUACUACUACUACUACUACUACUACUACUACUACCACCACUACUACUACUACUACUAAAUUAAACGAUGGAUCCUAAAUAUGAGCUGGUGGAAGUGGAAACUUCGGCAGGAAUUGAAACUACAGCCUCCGAUUCGGAACAGUCGCGGCUUGGCACUGACAAGCAAGAAGCAACGGCAGCAUCAUCACCAUCAUCAUCACUCACAACAUUAGCAACACAACCACCGACGCCUCCGCUGCCACCCCAACCUCCAGAUUUACAACACGAACGACCACCGCACGAAGCGCCGGUGUCAUCGCCACCAGCACCAUCAUCAUCACCAUCGUCGACAGCAAGGAAUGGCUUAACCCACAACAACAACAACAACAACAACGUCGCCUCAUCCGAUGGUGGUGGUGGUGGUGGUGAGAUCGAUUCAGGAAGAGAAACAAGAGCCGAAGAAGAAGAAGGAGAAGGAGGAGGAGGAGAGGUUGAAGAAAGUGUAAGGGAGGAGAAGCUAGCGUCGGAAACGGCGAAACUCAUCAACAAAGACAGUCUUAACACAGACAUCAAUCGUUUCGCACAUAAAGAUGCCAGCAAUGGCGGUGGAGACGAUGGCUGGGAUCCGGAAUCGAAACUGGUCGGAGAUCAGGAAGUCGAGAUCGUUAUCGAACAGCAACAUAAUGAUUUAAUUUACAAAGUAUCCGACUGCCCUCCUUGGUACCUCACUCUCUUUUACGCCUUUCAGCAAUCCCUGACUCCGGUCUCUGGCAACUUGUCCAUAGCCAUCCUUAUUGCCGAUUUUGUAUGCGGAGAAGACGAUGAAGUUCUAAAGACGAAACUGAUAUGUACAGCCAUGUUUAUGAGUGGAUUGAGUACCUUUCUGCAGAACACGAUUGGCGUUAGGUAUGUUGAAUCUUACAAGAUCUUCUUCUACAACUAA
Octopus bimaculoides (California two-spot octopus) is the source of this 1294-nucleotide messenger RNA. Its product is annotated as solute carrier family 23 member 1. The record is from RefSeq and is a predicted model, not a curated record. Gene Ontology annotation, molecular function: transmembrane transporter activity. Gene Ontology annotation, cellular component: membrane. Lineage: Eukaryota; Metazoa; Mollusca; Cephalopoda; Octopoda; Octopodidae. Gene Ontology annotation, biological process: transmembrane transport.